Messenger RNA from Acaulospora morrowiae, 327 nucleotides. The record is from the annotation of a GenBank genome assembly. NCBI's taxonomy places the organism in Eukaryota, Fungi, Glomeromycota, Glomeromycetes, Diversisporales, Acaulosporaceae.
AUGGAAAACCCGAAUAAAACCACCACAGCGACAAGACCUUUGUCCUCGAUUUCUGCAAGUUCCACCAAGUCAUUCAAGGUGGUUAUGCGUCAAAGACAACGCAAAUCACGUCGACGCAAUGUGCUAAAUCAAACCUUGGAUAACUUCUAUAAUAUCUUACGUCGUACUCAGGCGGAUCAGACUGUUAAAUCGGCAAAAAGUUGGGCGAACGAAUACGAAGCCUAUAGGAAAUCGGUCAUAUUUGAGGAGGUUUACGUGAACGGCAUCACGCUGGGUGAGGGGAUUGGGGGAAUUGACUCUGUGGAACUUGUCAACUUUACUGUGUAA